AUGGCAGAACUGCUGCCAACCAACACCAGAAUCAUGUGGUCGUGGCAGUCAAAUUCAGAUCCCUGGAAUGAACAACAGACGAAAGAAUGGCAACGUUAUUCGGAUUUAGAAAUUGAUUUGAUCGAACGAGAAUAUCAGAAUAACGAGAAAAUGGUUGAAUUAGGAGAUUAUGUUAUUGAUUUUAUACAGAUGUAUCAAUUUAGAAAAGGAUCUGAACAUCGGCAGAGGCGAGUAAAGCGAGAAAUGGUGGAUGUGACUCAUUAUUUGAGAGAAGAACGCUUUUGUUUCACAGAAGAACCAAAGAUUGCAAAAUCAUUUGCAGCUGAUGUUACUUUGUUUGAAUUUGGUGCUGAAUGGCGAAAAAGAAACAAAGAAAUUGCACCUCAUGAUAAAUUCUAUUAUCCACAAAUAGUUGAACAAGCUAUUAAAAGUAAUCAUCUCCCUCCCUUUCUUUAUGCAUUCAUUAUUGUGACUUUUCGAUCCGAAUAG
Didymodactylos carnosus is the source of this 489-nucleotide messenger RNA. Lineage: Eukaryota; Metazoa; Rotifera; Eurotatoria; Philodinida; Philodinidae. The record is from the annotation of a GenBank genome assembly.